UUAACCGUGCUUACUUGCAAAGCGUUGCUAAUGUUAUUUUAGAACAUUGAUCGAUAUUAGUUAGUGCGCAAUUCCUUCAGUUGAUUAAUUAUUCGUGGCUUCCAUUCAGGUUGCGUCAUUCGAAUUUUAAAUUUGACUUCUUAACUAUCGGCUUUGUUAAAUUCGGAAACAAAGUUUCACAUUAACUUUGCAAUUCUAUUUGGCAAUAGAAAGCUGAUUAACGAGGAAUGUGUUAAUUACAAGCGCGUGAGCUUAGUUGGACCUGUACAAGCCGCUAUCAUAUAUAAUUCGUACCAUGACCACCCUAAUCGUUUCAAAUAGUUAAAACCUCUUAGCUGAAAACCUUUAGGCAUUAUGUAGAACCACUGCUCGGAAUUGAGAGGGAAAUCGUUAUUGCGUCAAAACUCGUCUGAGGCCAAUUUCUGGUUGAAAGUAUUGUUCACAAAUCUCGCUGUUAAUGAACUUGUUUUUACUUAGUGUCAAUGUUUUCAGACUUUCUUUGGUUCGAUUAGUUGUAUUGAUUAUUAUGUCUGUGUUAAGUUUAUUACCUUACCCGUGUGCACUUAAAAUGAUAAACCUCUCUGAAACUGAUACGAUUUUAUGGACCUAUUUUUCAGAUAAUUCUCCAAUACGAAUUUAAGAAGAGGAACGAAGCACGAUGUCCUUUGAACUUGCAUCAAAUGGCACAAGUCCUCCUUCUUCUAUGUUGAAAAAAGAGAUACUGCUUCUUUUAGAGAGUUGUAAAGAUUGUAUGGACAUUCUUGGUAAAGAAUUACGAAUCGAUACGACACAAUGUAAGGCAGUCUGUGAGGUUGUUGCUACUUCUGAAGAAAGAGAUGGCCAAGAACUGUCAUUAGAUAAGUGGAUGUCCAUAUUUCAAAGCCUUGGAUGUCCAGAAGAAUUUGAAAAGCUCCUUGAGGAAGAUGUAUUACUUGAUGUCAACACUUUGGAUAAUUGUCCUCCAGAUAGCUCUAGCAACCAUACACAAGAGACUCUUCUAAAGGAAUCAGAAGAGUUGAGACAACAGAAAAUCAAGCCUGUUGAUGGACAUUCAAGACUUUCUGAAAGUGAAUUGAAGUCAAACUUGCCAUCCAAGCCAGGAGAUAAUGUAGAGGAGACUUGGAAGACAAGCACUGCCCUAGGUAAUAGCCCAGAAUUGGGUUUACCACCUCCUCUGGAAGAUGAAACAAGUAUGGAACUUGUGAAAGACACUACAACAGUUCUGAAAGAUGAUGAUGAAGAACAUCAAUAUCCAGAAGUUGGCAAAGGUUCAGAAAGUAUGGUGUUAUCUGUUGGACAAAAGGAAAACAGUCAGACAAAUGCAAGUAGCUUACUAGAAGAAGAGAGCCAUUCAACAUCACAAAUCAAUGACGAUGGUAAUUUGAAUUCAGGUGACUUAAGGUCAAGAUCACAACCAGUCACUUCUAAUGCAACAAAUUCUCCUCUACCAAUAGUUACAGGGCAUCAGUACCGUCCAAACAGCCCAAAAGCUGGUGAAGUCAUUGCUGUCAAUCAAGAUGGGCAGAACCUUCAAGAACAUGGGAGAGUGUUAUGUGCUGCUUUUUCACUACCAUUAGCUAAUGAGAGUAGCUUAACAGCUAACCACCUAUUCCAUGAGGGCACUCCAUCUCACAUAUCUGGUAUGGAUGAAGAAACAGACAGCAGGUCAUGGUCACAGAUUGAAACAGUUUCUAUUCCAAACCUAGAUGGUUUGAGUACAGGAUCAAGACCAGUUUCUCCUGAUGCAGCAAAUUACCAGAUACUGCCUGUUGAAAGUCACCAAUUACAUCCAAGCAAGCAAAUGAACUGUCAUGCAAAUGCUGUGGAUCAUGAUUGGCAGACCUUGGGAGGGGGAAUGCCGCUUGAUGCUCAACCAUCAUCAGCCAGUAGUUUACCAGCUUUGCAUGCAAAGCCUGUAGUGCAGGAUCCUGUGGGCCAAUUCCACCAGACUACUGAAAUUGACUCAUAUGGUGCAGAUGAAGCAGAAGACAGCAGUUCAUCAUCACAGAGUGAUACAGAUGGGAGUUUGUCUGCGGGUGACUCAAAGGCACAAUCAAGACUAACUACAAUUUCCCCUCAACUUCAUCUAUUACCUCCAAACAACCUGAUGUCUGGUAAAGCAGCUGUGAUGACUGUUGGGCCAGCUAUGCUGGAAAACAAGGGAAUGCCACUUGAUGCUCAACUGUCACCAGCCAUCAGUGCAAGUAGUUUACCAGCUUUGCAUGCAAGGCCUGUAGUGCAGGAUCCUGUGGGCCAGUUCCACCAGACUACUGCAACUGACACAUAUGGCGCAGGUGAAGCAGAGGACAGCAGUUCAUCAUCACAGAGUGAUGCAGAUGGGAGUUUAUCUUGGAAUGACUCAGGAACACAAUCAAGACCAGUUACUCCUCAAGCUGCAAUUUCCCCUCAACUUCGUCUAUUACCUCUAAACAACCCAAUGCCUGGUAAAGCAAAUUCAGCUGUGAGUCCUGAUAGGCCAGUCUUAAACAGGGGAAUGCCACUUGAUGCUCAACUGUCACCAACCAUUGAUGCAAGCAGUUUACCAGCUCUGCAUGCAAGGCCUGCAGUGCAGAAUCCUGUUUGCCAAGUUCACCAGGGUAUGGCUCAUGCCACACACAGCACAGAUGAAGGGGAAAGUAGUGGUUCACCAUCAGAAAAUGAUGAUGCGACUCAGGACGUGAAUAUUCUUCAACAGGUUCAGGCACCUUUUCAAUUGGGGGAAAUUGCCUUUUUGACUCGGAACCUGUGGAAGAUGACUGAAAAAUAUGAGGCAUGCAUGGAAGACCUACAGGCAUGUGAGCAAGACCUGCAGCAUUCUAGACAACAGUGUGCUCAGCUUCAAGGAACCAGUGAUGAGUUGCAAAGAUAUCUGGAUUACAGCAACUAUCUGCAACAAGAAAAUCAGCGCCUGAUAGGAAUGACUCAAGAGAUGUGUGAAUGUAAAGAUCAGGCAAUUCAGCAACUCAGACAGGAAAAUGAAAGUCUUAGAGGGGAACAGCUACAGAUGCUCCGUCAAAUGGCCCAAAGACACAACAGUUAUCAGCAACAGGAACUGCGACAGACUGUUGCCGAGGUCCGACAGUUACGAGAAUGUGUUCUUGAAGCGGGAUAUGAGAGGUUGAGGCUUGAAAAUGAAAGGUUAUCAAACCAGAGGAUGACAGAGCUAUCAGAAGCUUUUCUGAAACAGGAACUAGACGAGGAAAAACAUAAAAGAGCAGAAGCAGAGGAGACCAAUAGAUGUCUGUCUGAGGAAAUUUUCCAGCUGCAGACAAUGGUGAAUGAAUUGAUGUCAAGGCCAGCCAAACUUGUAGAAGUUCCUUGUACUGCCCCAUCCCCUGAUACUGUGCAGGAGAAUCUUGUAUCAAGCAGCACUGACUUGACUGUACGUGUAGAAGAAGCUGAUGAGGAGAGUGACGGCGAUGAAGAAGUUUACGAGGAUGCCCUUGAUCACUUGUGAUUGGUUCGAAUAUCGAGAGAACAUUCAACCCCUUUCCCCCCUCCCCUGUUUCAUAGACGGUUAGAUCUCUGAGUUCCUUUGUGUAAAUACAUGUAAGCUAUGUUUUAAAUUGUAUUUGAACCAGUGACAUAUUGUGAUAUUUCAGGUUUGUGAGGUCAUAUGUUGUAAAAAGUAGCCAAAGGUAGAUGAAGUUUUAGCAGAGUUAUUACAUUGUACAUGCAACUUCUAGUUAAUACACGCACUUUUUAAAUUGUAAGGUGAAUAUUUUUUAAACUUGCUGUCAAACAGUGGUGAAGGUCUAUUUUAGGUGUUAUGAAGAAUAAUAAGUAGUAUUCAAAAAGUAGUUUUUCAAAUAAAACAGUUGACCUUUUGGUAUAUAAAGCCAAGAAGUCAGAAAAAGAUUGUAGUUUAUGCAUGGUUUAGUGGGAAAAAAAAAUUCAUGUCUUCAUUUGUGAUUUACCAAAGGUUUUUAAAGGUUUUCCUAGAAUAAUGUAUAUUUUGUGGCAAUCCUUUGGUCGAAGUCUUUCUUAAUUGGAGUAUGUACAUAUGUUUUUCGUAAUAAUUUAUAUUUCCCUGUAGAUUGUAUAUUUGUGGUAGUAUUUAUAUGCUAAGGUUUUAUGAUAACUGCACUUUUCUGAAUAUAGUCUUUUAAAACACUUUUUGUAGACUUUCGUAGUAAUAUUUUAAUGAAUUCAAUUGAUUGUUAUGAGUUCAUGACUAAACUCUCUAAAGUGUGCAAGAUUUACAUUAGAUGCAAAAUUUUAUUGACUAUUAGAGGUGGCCAGAUGGAAUAUGAACAAAUAUUGAAUAUAUAAAUUUGUAUUUACUGGUUUAUUUGUAUCUUACAAAUUCAUGACAUAAGUUUCAAUUAUUUACAUUUUACUCACAAAUUGUGGUUGAAAUAUUGAGUGUUAUUUUUAUGUUGCAAUGUGAGGAAUAAUUAAUGAUGAUAGCAAGUACUUGAGUAAUAUAUUUAUGAUGUGCAGUUGUGUGUUCGCAGCCAAUAAGUGUUCAGGUUGUCAUUCAACUGACCGAGUGUGAGACAAAAUGUCAUUGUUUCUCUCUCUUUUGCUCGAUUUUGAGGAAAGUGAUCACAAAAAUUAAUAAUCAGGACUUCUUGGGAAGUAAACCAAAUGUGAAUGGAAAUGCGUCAUUGUACUCACUAUCGUAAUUCAGUGAAAAUAUUGGCCAAAAUGCAUGACUGCAUAUCACAAAAGUUAAUAAAUUAGUCUUCUUCAUUAUAAUAAUUAACAGUUCAAUGCAUUAUAAUAAUUAAUAGUUCAAAUUUAAAUGGUGUAAAUGACAUAAUUUAAAUACAUUUGAGCAGGUGAAUGUGUCCUAGCUAGACAAAAAUCAAGCGUGUGUUAAAACAUUAAAAUAUAUUUUAGAUA
Stylophora pistillata is the source of this 4848-nucleotide messenger RNA. RefSeq lists its product as uncharacterized. NCBI's taxonomy places the organism in Eukaryota, Metazoa, Cnidaria, Anthozoa, Scleractinia, Pocilloporidae. The record is from RefSeq and is a predicted model, not a curated record.